CUCUAAUUAACAUACAAUGCUGGAGGCCUUGGGGGCUUCGGCUUUUAGGUUCUUCAUUGGAUUGGUGCCCCGGCCGGCUGGGCUAAUUUUUUUCACUGAAAAAAAAAAUUAUACUAAGACGAGCGUAAGUGUUUUUAAGAAAAAAAUCUCCGAGGAACUCGUAUAUUUGAAAACAAAUUAUUUUGGUUUUGAAACUUGUUGUGGAUGGAUCAGCCACGGGUAUGUGAAAAAUUUUAUCAGCAUUGCAGGUGGAUUGGUGCAGGAGCUUUUGGUAAGGUGUACCAGGCUAUCGACACCAAAAUCAACUGCGUUGUAGCUUUGAAGCUUACAGAGCUUGAAGGUGAUGGUAAUGAUGGAGGUGUACCGGCUGUGUCACUCAGAGAGAUGUCCGUCCUGAAGGAGAUGGACCAUGAAAACAUUAUUAAGUUGUUGGAUGUGGUGCACCAAGAUGGCAAGAGAUUGACUCUAGUUUUUGAAUUUAUGGAUGGAGAUUUGCUCGAAUUUAUGAAAGCACACCCAGAUCGUUUCAGUGACUCAAAUCUAAUCAAAAGACUCCUUGGUCAAAUUCUCUCUGCUGUUGAUCAUUGUCAUUCUCGAAGGGUUUUCCAUCGAGAUUUGAAACCAGCAAAUUUGCUAGUAAAUCAGAAAAAUUACACACUGAAAGUUGCUGAUUUCGGAUUGGCUAAAGCAUUCAGCAUUCCACAAAAAAAAUGCACGCCUCAGUGCAUAACGCUUGCGUACAGAGCACCAGAAGUAUUGCUGGGAUCAACAGAACAUUAUGUUGCUGCUGAUAUGUGGUCGGUAGGAUGCAUAUUUGCUGAGAUGGUGAAUCAGGAGCGAUUGUUUGAUACCGUGAAUUUGAAGAGGGACCCUGAUAGAGAUUUUAAGAAGGAGCAAUUGAGCUUAAUUUUCAGUAUACUGGGUACUCCAGAGCAGGAUUCGUUUAUUGGAAUCACUUUUCCUGAUUGUCUGUCUAACUUCCCAGAGCAUCAGCCUCCGGAACUGAGAGUUGUUGUUCCAACACUUGGAUCAACUGGAAUCGACCUUCUUUCGAAAAUGCUAUGCUUGGAUCCUGAAAGAAGAAUAACCGCUGCUGCUGCGCUUCGUCAUGAGUACUUCCGGGAUAUUGCAGGGCAGUAAGAAUUGCAAAUUGAAUUAACUGGACUAGUAAUUUUUCACUCUUAUCUUCUCUAGUUUGAAUGUUGGAAAACUUGUUCUUCGUGCAUGUGUUGUGUGUGUUACAGUAUGUAGGUGAAUGAGGGGAUGGAUUUUGAUCUCAGAGUUCAGUAGUCAAUUGUGUUUCAUGUCCAAGGAUAGUCAAUAGUAUGAAAUAUAAAAAUACAAGUCAGCUUGUUCCCGGCUA
This is a messenger RNA of Populus nigra (black poplar), 1363 nucleotides long. RefSeq names its product cell division control protein 2 homolog B-like. The record is from RefSeq and is a predicted model, not a curated record. Bases 205 to 1140 code for a protein of 311 amino acids. Gene Ontology annotation, biological process: regulation of meiotic cell cycle; G1/S transition of mitotic cell cycle; regulation of gene expression. Gene Ontology annotation, cellular component: cytoplasm; cyclin-dependent protein kinase holoenzyme complex; nucleus. NCBI's taxonomy places the organism in Eukaryota, Viridiplantae, Streptophyta, Magnoliopsida, Malpighiales, Salicaceae. Gene Ontology annotation, molecular function: cyclin binding; ATP binding; cyclin-dependent protein serine/threonine kinase activity. The transcript has 8 exons.